CUGCUGCAGCAGUAUAGGUAGCUCCAGCGAUGACGCUAUGAAGCUCAGUCGGUCAGAGCUCUGAUUGGCGGAGAGAUUUGUGAGGGUCCCCACCCCCACCCCCAAGACCAGAGAAUAAGAGACCCGGACUCUGGGGACAAGGCAUCUACGGCCGGCCGUGUGUGCUCUUCUCCAGUGGACACUUGGCUUUCGCUGUGCCAACUCGGGAUACCAGAGACAUCAUGGGAUUCUUGAAGUUCUUUCCAUUUCUGGCUCUCAGUGUAUGGAUCCUGUGCCUGACCAGCAGCCUCCAGGCAGCACCUUUCAGGUCAGCCUUGAAGAGCGGCCUACCCUCAGAUGAGGCUACCCUCAGCGAACAGGAAAAGAGCCUCCUGCUGGGUGCAUUGGUGCAGAGCUACUAUGAGCUGAUGAAGGCCAGCAAGCUGGAGCAGCAGGAGCAGCAGGAGCAGCAGGAGCAGGAGGUUAAGGGUUCCAGCUAUGGCAGCAAGCAGCUUGCUGAGGAUCAGAUAAUCAGUUCUGAGAAGAUGCUGAAAAUGAUGCUUUCAGUUUUACCAAGCAUCCCUGGCCAGAAGAGAGCCUGCAAGACUGCCACCUGUGUGACUCAUCGGCUAGCGGGCAUCCUGAGCAGGUCAGGGGGUAUGCUGAAGAACAACUUCGUGCCCACCAAUGUGGGCUCCAAAACCUAUGGCCGGCGCCGCAGGGACCUUCAGGCCUGAGUAGCUAAUGGCCCUGAGAAGAAGGUUACGUGAAGCUGAAUUCACCACUAAAUUUUUGUUAACAAUGACCUGGUAAGAAGGCUCCAUGGACAACGUGUAUGUUUGCAUCCUUGAUAGAUACUGGAGAAAAUCACUGUUGUCACCUGAGAGGAAUGAAACUAAGUAUACAUUAGUUAA
This is a messenger RNA of Phodopus roborovskii (desert hamster), 893 nucleotides long. RefSeq names its product calcitonin gene-related peptide 1. The record is from RefSeq and is a predicted model, not a curated record. NCBI's taxonomy places the organism in Eukaryota, Metazoa, Chordata, Mammalia, Rodentia, Cricetidae. Gene Ontology annotation, cellular component: extracellular region. Bases 222 to 716 code for a protein of 164 amino acids. The transcript has 6 exons. Gene Ontology annotation, molecular function: calcitonin receptor binding; hormone activity.